AACAAAAGGAAUAACCAUUAUCAGGGUUGUGUGAUGAUGGCAAACAAACCAUUAACUUGAAUGCAACACAGAGAUGGAAUGGAAAACACAGUCGUCCAGGUAAAUCAAGUAUUUCACCUCCUUAUUAGGACGAUCAGCACCGAACACCUCCAUUCAGUUUGUUCUUUAGUCUGUGUGAUCUUUAGUGAUAUUCAACUUGUUGUUUGCAUAUUUUCCGAUAUGGGUCCAAUCAGCCGCCUGAUGGUGCAACAUCAGUUUUUACUGCACCAAUGUUUUUCUCUGCCUUUCGCAUUUCUGUUUUAUUUUUAUGCUAACCGUGGAUAUCUGUCCUUGUGGUACAGGUACGUCUUUGUUACAGUUGGAGGAUGUGUCCUGGCGGUCGCCACGAUGGGGAUCUACAGUGUUCUUCUGUUUGCCUCCACCGCUGUCUUUAUUCUGCUCAUUGGUCGUGUGGAUCCCAGCAACAUCCACAUCUGGGCGUUCGGUAUCCAGAUGCUCUGGCAGACCUUCUGGCACCUGCUUAUACAGUACAGCGAGUAUUACCUGCAUGAGCCUGUCAGCGUGAGGUUGUUUUUGGCGGUGUCCUCCUUGAUGCUGCUCACUCAGAGAAUCACCUCAGUGUCCAUGGACCUUCAGGAGAAACAACUAAUGUCCCCGUAUAAUGCAUCGUCCAAAAAGACGACUUGUGUCCUGCCUCUCCCUCUCGUCAGCUACCUCCUCAGUGUCACCACGCUGCUGGGUGGCCCGCUGGGCUCCUACAGACAGUUUGUGUGCCACAUGGAGGGAGUCGGCCUCGGCCCCUCACCCUGUCCACUGGGUGUGGUAUUCCUGAAGUUGAUGCAGGUGCUAAUGUUGGAGUUGGUAAGAAUUUGUCUUGUCCAUUUUUUAAGACAAAACAUCUAUGAUCCCAGUAGCUCUGCUUCUAUUCGUGGCGUCUUAUGGGUUUGGGCCCACGCACUGGUUUUGAGGCUCCGGUAUUACUCUCACUGGAAGAUCAGUGAAUGCCUCAAUGAUGCAGCUGGGUUUGGAAAUUGCAAAAAUUCAUCCGGAGACUCCGAAGACUGGAGCGGCUUAUCUGAUGGUGAUUUCUGGACCACUGAGGCGUCGAGCCGCGUGUCACAGUUCGCACGUCGAUGGAACGCCACAACGGCUUCGUGGCUGCGAAGAACGGUUUAUAUGAGAAGCAAACAUUUCCCUUUGUUCUCGACUUUUGUUUUUUCAAUGUGGUGGCAUGGUUUGCACUUGGGUCAAUUUGUGGGGUUCUUGACUUGGGCGUCAGCGGUGCAAGCAGAUUACUAUAUACACAGGUUCUUACACCCAAAGUUUUCCUCAACAUGGGGGAAGCUGCUGUAUGCGUGUCUCAGCUGGAUAAACACACAAAUGAUCAUCACAUGUGUGGUUAUUGCUGUAGAAUUAAGAAAUAUGUCCGGCCUGAGGCUUUUGUCAGCUUCAUUUGUGGGUCUGUUUCCUCUUUGUAACAUGAUACUACUUGUCAUUUUAUCAAAAUGCAACACAGUUACAUAGACUACUAAAGCAGCCAUGUUAACAAACCCCCAUAUGUACAUAUUUGUGCUAUAACAGCUCUACUACAAUAUGAAAAGCUUGUUUGUUCAUUAAAAUCCAUGAAUAGAUUAUUAUGUUACUGUCAAUCUGGGG
Molecule: messenger RNA, 1656 nt
Organism: Platichthys flesus (European flounder)
Lineage: Eukaryota; Metazoa; Chordata; Actinopteri; Pleuronectiformes; Pleuronectidae
Gene: mboat4
Product: membrane bound O-acyltransferase domain containing 4
Exons: 3
Coding region: 61-1524 (487 amino acids)
Biological process (GO): lipid modification; peptidyl-serine octanoylation
Cellular component (GO): endoplasmic reticulum membrane
Molecular function (GO): serine O-acyltransferase activity
Source: RefSeq, a predicted model, not a curated record